CUCUCCCCAAAACGAAACCAAAAUGACCGGAAUACACCUCCACCGCCACUCCUCCCACCACCACCUGAAAAACCUCCCCAUCGAAACCAAAGCAUGUACAAGUGCAAGAAUCAAACACCUCUCCUUCGCUUUAAACCUCUCCAAAACCACAACCCCAAUCACAACCGUCCAUCAACCUCCAACUUCCCCACUAGUAGUGGUGGGGUCCGCCAAUGCUGACAUCUACGUGGAGAUAGAUAGGCUCCCCAAAGAAGGUGAGACAAUCUCUGCCAAGACUGGCCAGACCCUUGCCGGAGGCAAAGGCGCCAACCAGGCUGCAUGUGGAGGAAAGCUCUCCUACCCCACCUACUUCAUUGGCCAAGUGGGCAAAGACGCCCACGGGAGGCUGAUCACCGACGCCCUCCAGGGCGGUGGGGUCCACCUGACUCGGCUCAAGACCUUGCCUGAUGCACCCACUGGCCAUGCUGUAGUCAUGCUCCAGUCCGAUGGGCAGAACUCCAUUAUUAUUGUGGGUGGUGCUAACAUGAGCUGCUGGCCUGAUGAGCUCUCUGUCGAGGACUUGGAGGUUGUGCAGAAGGCUGGGAUCGUGCUGCUGCAGAGGGAGAUUCCUGAUUGGGUGAAUACCCAAGUUGCAAAGGCUGCAAGAAGUGCUGGUGUUCCAGUCAUUUUGGAUGCUGGAGGAAUGGAGGGACAGAUCCCUGGAGAACUCCUAAGUUUUGUGGAUAUACUGAGCCCAAAUGAAACUGAGCUGGCACGUUUGACUGGAAGGCUGACAGAAACUUUUGAACAGAUCAGUGAAGCUGUGGUAAAAUGUCAUGAAAUGGGUGUCAAACAAGUCCUGGUAAAGCUUGGGGCAAAAGGGUCAGCUCUAUUUGUAGAAGGGGAGGAUCCAAUACAACAACCUAUCAUUUCAGCUUCCAAAGUUCUGGAUACAACUGGAGCUGGUGAUACCUUUACUGCUGCUUUUGCUGUGGCUCUUUUGGAUGGCAAGUCCAAAAGGGAAUCCUUGCAGUUUGCUGCUGCCGCAGCUUCUCUGUGCGUUCAAGUGAAGGGGGCCAUUCCAAGCAUGCCUGACAGGAAAGCAGUUUUGGAGCUUCUUCAAUCUCUUUGAGGGGAUUCUCUUUCUUUGGUUGAGAGACGGUGUAACUCUUAGGAAUGGAUAUGCAAAUUGAGAAUUGCAUCAUUGGAGGAAGACUGGCAAGCCUGAGAAUAACUACUGCAUCAAAACUGCAGAUGGGUAUUGAUUGCAGUGGCCAAGUCUGAGAACAAAGCACACAGUCAGGCUCUUUUGUUAUUUAUCAGUUUUUGGUUUCUUUAGAAAUAUGACAAACGUUUUGUGGAUAUGUAAGUGUUUUUCAAAUUACAACACUUGUAAUUUGUACCUGUAGUUUCUGCAGUAGGUUUUGUUUGUUUGUUUGUU
Magnolia sinica is the source of this 1420-nucleotide messenger RNA. RefSeq names its product ribokinase. The transcript is spliced from 5 exons. The record is from RefSeq and is a predicted model, not a curated record. Gene Ontology annotation, molecular function: ribokinase activity. The coding region runs from base 23 to 1111 and encodes 362 amino acids. Gene Ontology annotation, biological process: D-ribose metabolic process. NCBI's taxonomy places the organism in Eukaryota, Viridiplantae, Streptophyta, Magnoliopsida, Magnoliales, Magnoliaceae.